Eruca vesicaria subsp. sativa (arugula) is the source of this 660-nucleotide messenger RNA. Lineage: Eukaryota; Viridiplantae; Streptophyta; Magnoliopsida; Brassicales; Brassicaceae. The record is from the annotation of a GenBank genome assembly.
AUGGGAGACAGUCGUAGAGGACCACCCUCAACACCACAAUCACGCAAGAUCAUGGUGAUCGCUGACCCGACCCGUGAAUCUGCAGCUGCUCUUCAAUACGCUCUUUCACACGCGGUGCUCGAGCAAGAUGAGCUCAUCCUCGUCCAUGUUGAAAACAAUGGUGGCUCAUGGAAAAAUGCAUUUUCAAGUUUUUUAAGAUUACCAAGCUCCUCCUCCUCUUCGAGCAACAAUGCCUCCUCACCGGGGGCUAAUGCUAACGUUAAUAUUACAAACACAACUUCAUCUUUGGCCUCUGAGAUUGGUCAAGCAGAAGGGAAUUUCCUUGAACAGAUGAAAAGGAUAUGUGAAAUUGCUCAACCGAAGGUGCGUGUUCACACAGAGUGUAUAACCAUGGACGGCGUCAAAGCUACAGCUAUUCUUCUUCAUGGAGACAAACUUGGGGUUGAAGUUAUCAUCAUUGGCCAACGCAGAACAAUUUCAUCCUCCCUUCUAGGAUCUAGGCGGCCUGGCGGCUCUCUAAUAGGAUCAAAAGGAAUAGAUACAGCGGAAUAUCUGAUCGAGAACAGCAAAUGCACUUGUGUUGGCGUACAGAAGAAAGGUCAAAAUGGAGGCUAUGUUCUUAACACCAAGACCCAUAAGAACUUUUGGCUAUUGGCAUGA